AUGCAGAACAAGAUCAAGGCGCAGGAGGUUGUCGACGCGGUAAAGCGGUAUCAUGGAUAUGAUAUAUCGACCAGACAGGCCCAGCGCGCUCUUAUCAGGUUGCAGCAGCGGGAUUCACAGCAGCAAAGCGAUGCAGCCAAUUCUUCAAGUGGGGAGGACCGGGAGAGUCAGCCGCCGCCUGUAGAAGGGCAGAGCGAGGGUUCAGCAUAUAGUGGAAUUCCGGGCCAGAGGUGGCUGCCCGAGUCUGUUCCACCGAGUCUCGUUGAUAGUACCCAACCGCCCCUGAACGGAGAUCCACGAAACACGACCUUUUCGACCACACCUCUACAGGGACAGCCCAUACAGCAACAUCCGCAGCAGCUACAUAAUCCUCAGCGAGUACGACCCACUGUCCAGACACAACAGCCGCUGCCUCCGCCCACUCCCGUCCUUCAAGCGCCAGCUGUUCCACAACAUGAGCAGACCCUUAACCAUUCCCUCCAAUCUCAGCAAACCUCUCAACAGCCUAACUAUCCCCUACCGACUGCUACUCAACCUACUCGACAAACAGGACUCGCCAAAUCUCCAACGCAAGCCCAACAACCUGGGCACGGUCAUCAUUCUGCACCCCAGCUGGUCCUGUCCAAUUUCAAGAUCGAAUUUUCUUGCACUACGUGUGGAGCUCUGAAUCAGAGUUUCUUCCCAAAUCAAGGGAACGUCACUGGCGCACACUACGUUGCUCCGCAACCCAUGCCCGAGCAUGUCGGAAUUCCACACGCGGGUCCCUCGGCACCUACAGCCGCUGCUCAGGGCAUUGUUGAGAGCGCAACCGAACGCCUGAACGAUGCGCAUAGAUUUGACAGCGCUCGUAGGGCUAGCACUCGCGGGGCGCCAUCUCCUUGGGCGGCAACUGGCCCCAUGGAUGUUUCACUGGCUUCGGCGCAUGCUCACAAUAGCCCAACAUAG
Messenger RNA from Aspergillus mulundensis, 945 nucleotides. RefSeq lists its product as uncharacterized. The transcript has a single exon. NCBI's taxonomy places the organism in Eukaryota, Fungi, Ascomycota, Eurotiomycetes, Eurotiales, Aspergillaceae. The coding region runs from base 1 to 945 and encodes 314 amino acids. The record is from RefSeq and is a predicted model, not a curated record.